ACUGCGCAGCACAACUGAUGAUGCAGAAUCGGUUUCGGUCUGGCCCCUUAAACCCUUCUCACAUGCAGAAGCAGAAGCAGAAGCUAUUCGGAGAGGGUUGAAGAAUUCAAUCAAGAGACCGCCUUAUCUCAUACACGGUCGUAUUGGCAGCACCAGCAGCAGCAGAAGCUGCUGAGAGAGCACGUGAACUUUUGCGAGGCCCCGAACGCAAUUUGGAAAUGGCUACCAUCUUCCCUUCGUCUCCAUCUCUCGAUACUCCCUCUAAAUUGUUGUGUGGGAAUCCUCUUCCUCCUCCUCCUCCUCCUCCCACUUCUCUUGGGCAAUUCAGGCUGGGUUGGCCACAUUAUAGUAAAGGAUAUAAAAACUUCAGAAUUGAACGAAUGAGUGCGGUUCAGAAUGGUAGGCAUCCUGUUCUGUGUGCAAUGGGAAUGGCUGCAAGACACUCGGGCGAUCCUGAAAGAAUGGGUUUCCGUCAUCUAUUAGAUAAGACGAAGGAGUUGUGGGACAGUUCACCAGAACCAGUCAAGAGCUUCCCUUGGAUCCGAGCUUUGGAGAAUUUCGUUCAGCUCAUUCUUGAUCUUGUCUUGGCAGUACUCAAGUUCUUGUGCGUACCGUUAAUGGCUGUAUCUUCCCUAAGCGAGAUGUCCUAUUGUGCUCAUGAAAAGAAGCUGCGACUUGUGCCUUUGCCAUUACUCAUUGGCGUUGCUUUUGCUGGGGUGUUAAACGAGACAGCACUGGAAUUAUCUCCACUGCUUAAGGAUGCAGAAGUGCCAUGGCACCUGAUUGCCAUUGCUGUUUUCUUUACAAUGCUGAAAUUGCCCGGACCUUAUUACCCUUACUGGGGUCGCAUAUUUAUUCCUCACUUUGCAAAUGGGGGGCUAUUGAGGAUUUUGUGGUAUGCUUUUCUAUGGAAUAGAAGGCCCCGGAAGGGACUGGUCUAAAUUUUCUGGAUGGUGGUCCUGCUGUUUCCAGAGCUAAUAAUCGCUACAAGGAAAUUGGCUAUGGAUGUCGUCAUAGUAAGGAUCGGCAUGUCAGUGGCAGCUGCCGCACGGAAGCUGAAUGGAGGUGGAAGAGCAUGGCAUGCCGCAUAUCUGCUAAAUCAACCGAUUUUGCCGCUAUGUGGUUUAGUCCCCCAUUCUUUUGGUCGAGUAGUUCUCUCCUGACGUGGGAUCAUACAGAAAUUGUAGUCUCUAGUUUUAUGCUGCCACAGGAACCGUAGAGUUUGGAUUGUGUGGUUCUUUUAUGUUUCUUCCUCCUCCGUGAUUUUUUUUAUUCACCUAAAGCGCGGUUUCUUUUUUA
This is a messenger RNA of Syzygium oleosum, 1299 nucleotides long. RefSeq lists its product as uncharacterized. NCBI's taxonomy places the organism in Eukaryota, Viridiplantae, Streptophyta, Magnoliopsida, Myrtales, Myrtaceae. The coding region runs from base 219 to 941 and encodes 240 amino acids. The record is from RefSeq and is a predicted model, not a curated record. The transcript has 4 exons.